GUCACACAGCUACACACAACACAACACACAGUCAUUUUCUGUGAUCACCCUUCAGGUAAGGAGAUCACACCAGGAAUCCUCAUAUCAAGGAGCUAACAGAGAGGAGGCGAACAACUCUGACUCAACCCUCAGACGAGGGAGAAAGACCUCCCCAGACCGUUACCUCGAUGCUGUAUGAAGGUGGAGUCAUUUGGGAGUAGAGAGAGAGAGAUGAGGAGAGAGCGAGAGGAGCAGGGCAACAGAAGACAGAUGGAUUAUCUGACAUGCGCCUGGAUUGACCAACGUUCCCUUUUUAAGUCUUGAAUCUUGUUUUUGCUCCUCAGAGUGAAAUCUGAAAGUGCUUUCCUUCACAUGUGGAGCGUAGCAGCUAUCAGACAGGUAGAUUGUGUGGUGCACCGUUUUUUAUUUCACUGGAACUAAGGAGUUUUACACAUGGCAAAGUUUCUACCUGGAUAUCAGUGAACUUUAUAUUUUUUGGAUUUUCUUUCUCUUUUCCUUUCUUUUUUCUUAAAUUGAGCAACUGCCUGGAAAUACAAAGGUCCCACUGGAGCAGCCAAGCAUAUUAGUCAUAAUUUUACUAUUUAGAAAUAAAUAGAAAGUGGAAAAACAGGUUUGUUACUGGAAUACACACAUAGUAAUUGGUGUAUUGUUGUUGUUUGUUUGUUUUUUUUACGUAAUCUUUGUUCACUCAGACUGUAUUUAUUUUCCAAAACAGACUUGGACUGCAGAUUUUCUGAUAAUCUGCCUAAAACCUUUUUAACAGAGGACAAGAGAAUUUGGUGGAAUAUCAGUGUGAAACACUGUGACUUGUUGAACAGUCAAAAAUAAUUCAGAGGGAAAUCUACAAAAUUCAUACAGGUGCUAAAUAAUUUGGACUCUGCAGGGGGACCAUGCCUCUAGUCCUCCACACAGCACACUACCAUGAUCAGAUGGGCUGCUGGAGGGAGUAAGGCUGCCUCUGCCUCGUCCUGCUCCAGGGCUGGGUUAGGGGCUCGUUCUGGUUCUGGGACCAGCUCCAGACUAAGGUCAUCAACGCUGCUUUCCUCCCUGUCUUUGCCUCUUCUGGUUUCCCUGGUGGUUUUCUUUUUCUGCCUACCUGGGGUGGCCUGUCAUCAGCCCCGUAGAGACAGACUGAGGCUCACCAACCCACAAACUCUGAGGGCCCCACUGAACAUUUCUGAGACUGAGGUCGUCUCUAGGCCAAGGGCCACUGGGGGCCCCCUGGGUCGGACUGGGGGACCGCAGGGUAGGCAUGUGCGCAGCUACACUCAUCUCCAGGGGGACAUACGGAGGAGGAAGCUGUUCUCUUUCCAGAAGUUUUUCCUGAGGAUCGAUAAGAAUGGAAAGGUCAAUGGAACCAAGAGCAAGGACGACCCCCUCAGUAUUCUGGAAAUCACAUCGGUGGCCGUGGGAGUGGUGGCCAUCAAAGGGCUGAACAGCAACUACUAUCUGGCUAUCAGCAGGAAGGGAGAACUGUACGGAGCGAGAGAGUUCAAUGUCGACUGCACCCUGAAAGAGCGGAUUGAGGAGAAUGGCUACAACACGUACGCAUCUUCAAAGUGGAGGAACAAGAAGAGGCAGAUGUUUGUGGGUUUGAAUGUCCAUGGAAAGCCACUGAGAGGGAAGAAAACCCGCAGGAAGAACAUGGCCACCCACUUCCUCCCAAUUGUGGUGUGAAGUGAAGAACUCAACUGGAGAAGGAGGAUAUGCAGCACUGGACUGAGAGGUUUUUAAUACUGAAAAAAAAGCUGUAAAAUUAAGACAUUCACUGAGAAAUCUCUCAAUUGGAAACAAGGCACUAACACUGUUACACAAAAAUAUCAUCUUUGCUCCUGACUUUGACUGAGCUCAUGUACUUUAUUUGGUGGGAGGAGAUGAUCUGUGUUUUCUGUGGCACGGGAUGCAAUAUUUAUCCUUUUUUUUUCUGUGCCAAACAGUUUGCAACUGGAGUUUGUGUGUAAUGUGGACAACACAGGAGAUACUGUCCCAGCUAAUGAACUGUGGUAGAUGCAGAAGUAUCUCAAUAUGUUAUUUAUAUUCCAUAUUCUCCUGUGAGACACUAGAUAAUCUGGAGGAGAGGGAUAGGAUAUGGAUAAGAUGAGGGAAACGAUCGGUCAGUUUUUUCACGACAGCAUUAAAUAAUAGAGGAUACAACACAUUUAAAGCAAAUGUUUGAUACUUAACCACUGUGUUUUGACUGUAUUGUAAUGAUUUAUUUAUUUUGUGAAAUAUUUAACUGGAGGGGAACACUUACAAGGCAAU
Molecule: messenger RNA, 2262 nt
Organism: Larimichthys crocea (large yellow croaker)
Lineage: Eukaryota; Metazoa; Chordata; Actinopteri; Sciaenidae
Gene: fgf10b
Product: fibroblast growth factor 10b
Exons: 3
Coding region: 922-1677 (251 amino acids)
Molecular function (GO): growth factor activity
Source: RefSeq, a predicted model, not a curated record